AGGGGUUGAGAAAGGCGAAGGUUUUCGUUUUCGCAUCUUAUAUCGAAAAUGGUGGUGAUAGAGCCGCACGGAACUGAAGAAACCCCGGAGCCGAUGCCGUCUUCCUCCAAAGCGACGGAGGGUUCAACCGACGAUUCUACCUCAGCUGCUGCGGCAGCAUCAAAUACGCACGGAGAUAUUUCUGAUGGUUUCGAAACUGCAAGCGAACGUGACGUCAGUGAUAACGAAGAAGGUAAUAUAGGGAAUGAAGUGGAUCACCAUAAAGGACAGCGAGAACAAGAGAAGGAAGAUGAACAGCAAGAACAAGAGAAGGAAGAUGAACAGCGAGAACAAAAAGGAGGGGACUCCUACGAAGAUGCCUUAAAUGACGAAGAAUUGAAGCAGAAAGCUUUGGCACAAGCAAACGAUGCAAAACUCGAAGGCAAUAAACUGUUUGGGAAUGGCCAGUAUGAGGAGGCAUUGUUGCAGUACGAGAUUGCUCUACAAGUUGCACCAGAUAUGCCUGAUUCUGUUGAGAUCCGUUCCAUAUGCCACUCAAACCGUGCUAUAUGCUUUUUGAAGCUAGGAAAGUAUGAUGAGACAAUCAAGGAAUGCACAAAAGCUUUGGAACUUAACCCUUCAUACAUAAAAGCUGUUGUAAGAAGAGGAGAAGCUCACGAAAAGCUUGAACACUAUGAAGAGGCUAUUGCUGAUAUGAAGAAAAUAUUGGAAUUGGACCCUUCCAAUGAGCAGGCUAGGAAAGCAAUUCGCCGUUUAGAACCACUUGCAGAAGAAAAGCGGGAAAAGAUGAAAGAGGAGAUGAUUGGAAAGCUGAAAGAUCUGGGCAACUCUGUUCUUGGCCGUUUUGGGAUGAGUGUGGACAACUUCAAAGCUGUCAAAGAUCCAAACACGGGCUCCUAUUCUAUAUCAUUCCAACGCUGAGGUGGUCACUGAAAAAAAAAUAUAUAUAUAUAUAUUUUUUGGGGAAAUUUCGGUGUAAAUAAAUGGAAGACAGUAUAUGGAAUGAUCCACAAGCCAAGCUGGAUAUGUUUUCUCCAUGGGAUUAUAGAUUACAAGUAAAUGUGGAGCACAUGAGUGAUUGUGAUUGGUCAAAAUUUCUUCCGCGCUUGUAUGAAGUUGUAAAUUGGCAGUCUCAACUGUUUCUUUGUUUUGAUAUUAAUUAUUUGUUGCAGUGAUCUCCUUUCAUCUUCUUCAACAUGGGGACUAGUUUUAUCAUCUUGCUGGAAGAAUGCCAGGCUGUUACAGCCAUAUCAAAUUGCAACAUUCCUUUAGUGCAUUUAUGUCUUGUGAGAAAUGUGCUUGCUAGCCAGACCAGUAAGAAUGACUAGUUUUCUGUAAUCUGUUGUAGUCGACUUGGGAAGAACACCAUCAUGAAACCUUUCAUGAACCUUCAAUCAUGUCUGCUUCACUUCCUGCUGCCUCUAACUCCACAUGGCUGUGGAUAGGAAUUAACAUGAUUUUUCCUGUCUCCUAGAUCUAGUUCGAAUUCCGAGGUGGAUAACAGGGUUUAUACCACGUUCGAUAAAAGGAUUUCCAGGGA
Molecule: messenger RNA, 1540 nt
Organism: Rubroshorea leprosula
Lineage: Eukaryota; Viridiplantae; Streptophyta; Magnoliopsida; Malvales; Dipterocarpaceae
Source: the annotation of a GenBank genome assembly